Messenger RNA from Onychomys torridus (southern grasshopper mouse), 4628 nucleotides. RefSeq names its product SERPINE1 mRNA binding protein 1 (gene Serbp1). NCBI's taxonomy places the organism in Eukaryota, Metazoa, Chordata, Mammalia, Rodentia, Cricetidae. The transcript is spliced from 8 exons. Gene Ontology annotation, cellular component: nucleus; cytoplasm. Bases 120 to 1346 code for a protein of 408 amino acids. Gene Ontology annotation, molecular function: mRNA 3'-UTR binding. The record is from RefSeq and is a predicted model, not a curated record.
AAGAGAAGGCGGCCCCCCUCUCUCGGCCCGGCCAUCUUGUGGGAAGAGCUGAAGCAGGCGCUUUUGGCUCGGCGCGGUCCGCUGCAAUCCGUGGAGGAACGCGCCGCCGAGCCACCAUCAUGCCUGGGCACCUACAGGAAGGCUUCGGCUGCGUGGUCACCAACCGAUUCGACCAGCUAUUUGACGACGAAUCGGACCCUUUCGAGGUACUGAAGGCAGCAGAGAACAAGAAAAAAGAAGCCGGCGGGGGCGGCGUUGGGGGCCCUGGGGCCAAGAGCGCGGCUCAGGCCGCGGCCCAGACCAACUCCAACGCGGCGGGCAAACAGUUGCGGAAAGAGUCCCAGAAAGACCGCAAGAACCCGCUGCCCCCCAGCGUCGGCGUGCCUGACAAAAAGGAGGAGACGCAGCCGCCGGUGGCGCUUAAGAAAGAAGGAAUAAGGCGAGUUGGAAGAAGACCUGAUCAACAACUUCAGGGAGAAGGGAAAAUAAUUGAUAGGAGACCGGAAAGGCGAACACCUCGGGAAAGAAGAUUUGAAAAGCCACUUGAAGAAAAGGGUUCUGAAGGUGGUGAAUUUUCAGUUGAUAGACCGAUUAUUGAACGGCCUAUCCGAGGCCGAGGUGGUCUUGGAAGAGGUCGAGGCGGCCGUGGACGUGGAAUGGGCCGAGGCGAUGGAUUUGAUUCUCGUGGCAAACGUGAAUUUGAUAGGCAUAGUGGAAGUGAUAGAUCUUCUUUUUCGCAUUACAGUGGCCUGAAGCAUGAGGACAAACGUGGAGGUAGCGGAUCUCACAACUGGGGAACUGUCAAAGAUGAAUUAACAGAGUCUCCCAAAUACAUUCAGAAACAAAUAUCUUAUAAUUGCAGUGAUUUGGAUCAAUCAAAUGUGACUGAGGAAACACCUGAAGGUGAAGAGCACCCAGUGGCAGACACUGAAAAUAAGGAGAAUGAAGUUGAAGAGGUUAAGGAAGAGGGUCCAAAAGAGAUGACUUUGGAUGAGUGGAAAGCUAUUCAAAAUAAAGACCGAGCGAAAGUAGAAUUUAAUAUCCGAAAACCAAAUGAAGGUGCUGAUGGACAAUGGAAAAAGGGAUUUGUUCUGCAUAAAUCAAAAAGUGAAGAGGCUCAUGCUGAAGAUUCUGUUAUGGACCAUCAUUUCCGGAAGCCAGCAAAUGAUAUAACGUCUCAAUUGGAGAUCAAUUUUGGAGACCUAGGCCGCCCAGGACGUGGUGGCAGGGGAGGACGUGGUGGCCGUGGCCGUGGGGGCCGUCCAAACCGUGGCAGCAGGACUGAUAAGUCAAGUGCUUCUGCUCCUGAUGUAGAUGACCCAGAGGCAUUCCCAGCUCUGGCCUAACUGGAUGCCAUAAUACAACACUGGUUCCUUUGUGGACCCUCCUGUUCAAAGCUUUUGCAUGCUUAAGGAUCCCAAACAACUAAGAAUUAAAAAAAAAAAAGACUGUCAUUCAUACCAUUCACACCUAAAGACUGAAUUUUAUCUGUUUUGAAAAUGAACUUCUCUAGCUACACAGAAGUAACAAAUAUGUUAGUCAGUUUUGUAUUUAGAAAUGUAUUGGUAGCAGGGAUGUUUUCAUAAUUUUCAGAGAUUAUGCAUUCUUCAUGAAUACUUUUGUAUUGCUGCUUGCAAAUAUGCAUUUCCAAACUUGAAAUAUAGGUGUGAACAGUGUGUACCAGUUUAAAGCUUUCACUUCAUUUGUGUUUUUUAAUUAAGGAUUUUAGAUGUUCUCUCAAUUACAAGCUGGUUUUAAAUAUUAGACACAAUACUGGUUUUAAUAUCUGCUUUGCAUUUUCACACAUGGUCAGCUGGGACAUGUAAACUUUCUGAAUUACCAGAUUUUAUGCUGCGUGAAAUACUAACCACUAUGUAUUUUAACUAUAUAUUUUUAUUUGGGAGUUGAAUUUUUUUUCCCACAACUUAUGAUAGCUGAUAUAUACUAAACCUUUAUACAGAAUUCUCAGUACUUGAAUGAAUUCAAAACACAUUGGUUUAUUAACUCUUGGCUCAUGCAUGGUUUAUUAGGUUCAAAUUAUAUCUGAUUCACCUAUAUUUACUUUUAAAAUGUGUGGCUUCCCCAUUUUAAAAGUAAAACUAAACACUGCUUUUUGGAACUUGUGUAAGCUACUACUUGGUUACAGAUACAGCCUGUGUUCAGUGAAAUAGUUCUGUGGGUGUAGGCAGAGUAAGUUAGUUUGAUAAUGCCUAACAGUUAAACUUGUGUAAAAUAAGAGCCUAGCUAUUUGAUAUUUGUGUGCAAAGGGUUCCCCAGAUCAAGGUGGUUAUCUGUAAUUAACAAUCUUUAUUUUUGAUUUAUACAAACCAAAGGGCACUCAUUGGUUAGUAUGCUGAGAUGGAAAACUAUCUUGUACUAUUUCAAAACCAGCUUUACUUAGUUUAGAACAACAACACCAUACAUAAAAUACAAAACAAUAUCUUGUUUAUGAACUUCCUAUAUAUUGUUAAUGAUUUUGUCCUGGGUUGAUAGACAGAUGUUUCACAGAAAGUAUUAUAAGUUUCCAUUUCCUCCAUUAGAAAAUUAGGUAAUUAAUGGAUUUUUGAACAGAAGCAUCGCUGCUUAUUAAAAAGUAUGUACACAGAAUUAUCAAAAAACAAGUUUUCUAGGAUAUUUUUAUUCACAUUUAUUAAUUAACCAGGGAAGGAAUUUUAUUCAAAGCUUUUAAGACUUGUCAGUUGUCAGGAGUUUUUUUUUUGUUUGUUUUUGUUUUUUGUUUUUGUUUUUAAAUCUGUUGUAAUUUUAGAAGUAGUGGAGAAGACGGUUUUUAUGUACACAUCUAAAUGAUAUAUAAUAAUUUAGUUAUUCAUCUAAUUGCAUUUACUUAUCUGGUGCCAGCAAGCCUGACAGCUUGAAAAGAAGGCAUUUCAUUUUUUAAAUAGACUUGUGCUGCUAAUUAUGCUGCACAAGUUGUGUACUAAUGCUGAUGGAUGAUUCCUGACUUUUCACAUGUUAAGACACCUCUCCAGAGGUAAGGGUUAGCCCAUGUGGACUUGUUGGCCCUUUGAGAGUGCAGCAUAUGCACCUGUAAGUCAGUAUGUUUAAGCUUUCAAGUAUCUUAAUUGACUUUUUAAUAGUAACACCUUUAUAAAUUCAGAUUUCCAGCAACAUGUUGCAGAAAACGCCUCCUCUUAGAAACACAGGUUUUACUGAGUCACUGUCAGCAGAAAGUAGUGGCAUUUGCAACAUUGUUGCAAACUUUCAAAGUAGGUUGAAUUUGAAGAGGUAGGUCUAUUCUUCCUGAUACCUGUGAGUUUGCUUUCAGGUUCACUUUUAUGUGAAGAACUGAACGUAGACUUUCUGUUUAUUGAAAAUAACAAUUUGCAUGUUUAUUUCCUGAAAGAUAAAAAAGCAAUCAAGUGGGAGCCCCUUUUUAUAUGUUUCUUGGCUUCCCAUUUUCUGAUCUUUGUGCACUGUCAAGAUAAUGCUACUUUUAAGAUUUUGAAUGUUUAGAUAUCAUGUAAGGUUUUAAAUGAACCGCUAACUCCUAUGCGACGAAUACUUAAUGACAAAGUUGGGGAAGUUAGUACAAUAAUUUCAAGAGUAGAUAUAAUAGUUUGCCUAAAUGCUUUUAAAUAUAAAUGGUGUCAGUUGAAAUUUUUAGGAUAGUUCCAGCUUGGAUUGACGAAAGAAUGAAAUUUAUUAGUUGAAUAGUAUUUGGAGUUUUUCAGAGAUCUUAAAUGUACCAGCAGGUACUACAGUUCAUUUUAUUCAGUUCAAGACACGUAAUUUCCAGAGUUGUGAAUGUAUUUGGGUUAUUUUGGGUAUGGGUUUGGAGAGAUUAUUACAUAUUCCUUCCUUCUGAUUGUUAUUUUUAUAAUUAAUAGAGAUGAUUGAUGAAAUAGAAAAAUGUUAUACUUAGUUUGCAAGUGCAGUGUAAGUAUUUUGUGUUGAAUUUUUAAAAACGUCUUCAGAGCAUUAGCAGGUGAAAGAAACCAGGUAUUAAAAGUUAAAAAUGAGAAGCUGCCAGAACUUUACCCAUGUUGACUCUAAAGGUAAGAAAAUGCAGGCAUAUCUGGACAGGUGGCCCAACACUGAACUAACUGGUAUAGUAUACCUGUGAUGCAUACUGUUUUGCUUCCCCUUCCCUACUACUUUGGUGCUGGGUAUCUGCUGGACAAGUAUGCUGAGCUAUAACCACAGUACCACAGUAAAGGAAAAGUUUAGUGAAAAUAUUCUAGCCCAAACCUUGUGAUCAUAGCGAGAUUAAUAUGUAAAUGUUAAAUCUGAAUGUCAUAUCUUCACAUUAACUAAAAGCCCAGAAACCAGACUACUAGUAUGCUUUGGAGAGUAUCACUAAUAACAAGACAGUAAAGUAUUACCUUAUUGAACACCCUUAGUAAUUUAUCUGCAUCGGCAAAACCAGUUGUCGGGUGUUUUUUAAGGUUGAUUUGACGUGCUAGGGAUUUAUGUAUUCUAGGCUCAUGUUUUGCCACCAAGCAUUCCUUAACAUGAGUUGCCAGGUUUUGUUGGGAUAAAUUUAGUUGGCUGCUUUCUGAAGUGUGAGUGGGGUUUGCUAGCUUUGUCCUUCCUGACUGUCUGCUGUUCCUGAUCAUCCCAGGCCAGAAUGUAAAUGCUCCUUUAAAAUAAAAGUUUACCUCUAUGUA